CCCAGCGUGUCUUUGCGGGAACUCUUCGCUGCGUGUUUUAGAAUUUAUAUCUCGUUCCCAGUGCCGUAGAAAUUUCUGCGUAUUCCAGACUCUCUAGUGUACACAGCCUUCAGAACCUAGAAAGCCGCCAGGCCUUGGCCGAGGCCGCCCAGCGUUCUGGGGGUCGGCCUGAGUCCGGCCCAGCCUCCGUUUCAUGGACGCGCCUUUCCGAAUCUGGCUUCUCGUGCGUCACGUGGGCAGCCGGAGCUUCUGGUGAAAGCAACAAACAUAACCAAUAAAGCAACAUUUGGUAUGGAAAUAAGUUGCAUCAAGAGAAAGCUCGUGGGCUUCCCUGGUGGGGCAGUGGUUGAGAGUCCGCCUGCCGAUGCAGGGAACACGGGUUCAUGCCCCGGUCCGGGAAGAUCCCACAUGCCGCGGAGCGGCUGGGCCCGUGAGCCAUGGCCGCUGGGCCUGCGCGUCCGGAGCCUGUGCUCCGCAACGGGAGAGGCCACAGCAGUAAGAGGCCCGCGUACCGAAAAAAAAAAAAAGAAAAGAAAAAGCUCAUAAAGCUAAGUAGUUUUCAUUGAAUAUUUUGUUUCUGAGCAAUGUGCAAGCAUAUCUACAUCAUUGCUGGAGGGCAUGUGUUUUUCCAUUAGGUUAGUGGAAUUGAAUUCCCAGUGCAUGUAGGUGAAUGGAGUGUCAUAUGAGCCUGCACAACUUAAGAUAAAAAUGAUCACAGAACUCCAUCAGAUUCUUAGAUCCAGACUUCUUUGCCUCUCGGAUGCCAGGUACAUUACUGGUCUUGGCCCUUAUUACAUUUUGAUUUGUUCCUCUUGUCCUGACCUCAACUUCAUACCUAUUUUCAUUCUUGCUUCUGGUCACAGUCAUGGGUCUUGGCUUAUUCUGUUGCUGGAUACACUAGACUCCUUUUCUGCAUUUGCCUUCCUUUUCACACUCUUAGCAAGUCCCCUUGUGUAGUUUUCAAAUUCACAGGGUGGCAGAAGGAGCAGGUGGCCAACGGAACACCGGGAAGGUGGAAUGGGGGGCUGAGGAAAAGAGGGAGAGCCUUGUAACCAGUGCCCACUCAUCACCCAUGGUUCUCAGCUCUUCAGCAAAAGCUUUGGGGAAACAGAGGAGCCGUGGACUUCCUGUAAUCCUAAAAAAGAAUGUGUUUUUUUCUUUUUCACUCCUAACUUAAACUAGAUUGUGUCUCAACUCUGAUCUGUCCAUUGGUUGGCAUCACUCACCUUCAAAUAUCUAUAAGAAAGAAGGCAUUUUGGGGAAAGAUUUCAAUCUGUUUAUCGUGAACAUAAUUAGGGGGAAGUCAUAGAAGCAGUGGAGGUCAGUGGCUGCACCAGGAUGAAAAUUGUUUUGUUUUAAGGGUGAUGUCAUCUCUGAGCAAAGUGAAAUGAGCCAGGAGGCAAAUGAGAAUGUAGACAGGUCUGCCCAAUUCCUUUUAAAGCCCCAGAAACCCAUUCAGCCUUACAUCUGCUCAACUCUGGAUGAUUUUCAGGAAGAGAGAGACUAUUUGCCAAACUCCAUCUUCCCUCAGCUGAGCGAAUUCUGCAAUUCCCGGGGUGCGUGUUUCAAAGCUGUGGACCUGAGGUGGUCAGCGUUGAAGGCCCAGGCACCCUAACCCUUCAAUCUAUUUAGACAACAUUUUUGUCUCCACUAGCAACAUCUGAAGCUCUGUCUGGACUGCGUGAACAGCUGCUUUCCCUUUUUUAUCUGCUUGCUGGGUCAGACAUACGGGGACUUUCUCCCUGACUACUCACCUGUCAUGUUCUCCAAGGCAACUGACUUGUCAAGUUUAUCCAUAAUGGAACAGAAUCUCUAUGUUGCUGCAAAAAACUGUUAUCCUUGGGUCCUGGAGAAUCCCAACCGCAGUCCGAUUGAGUUAGAGAUCAUCCAAGCAGCAUUUCUGAAUGAGUCUCAAUUUCAGUAUUUUUACUUUAGGACGGGAACCAUGCUGCUGAAGCCUAUGGACGAGGAAAAGGAGGAGAUGGUGUCCGCAGGUUUUCUGAUCAACAAUGAGGAAAAAUUAAAGAUUGGUGGAAAGCUUAAGGCCAAGAUUGUUAGCAAAGGACUACCUGUCAGGUUGUACAGAGAUCUCCAUGAGUUGGACUUCAAGCACAACUUUGAACGUUUCUAUCACGAAGAGUUCACUGAGAAGUGCAAGGAAGUGUUUGUUAUUUCCAAGGAGUCAAAUAGAACCUUUGAAAUCUUGGAAAGAUUUGCCUUAAAGGAUGUGGAAUUUGAUUUUAAUAAUGCCGCAGCAGGCCCCAGCCUAUCUAUUCUCAGGUGUAAUCACUCCCGCCAGAGAGAGCGGUCCAUAUGCCUUUCAGAACCCAACGAAUCACAAGAGAGCACAUCUCCACCGAAUCUUGGUCAAAUACUUCCAAAGGCAAACGGCUUUCUGGAGAGUGUAUCAAGAGCUGCCUUGGCACAUGAAGAUGAGCGGCUGCUGGGAGGAUUUGUGCAGCCUUCUCUUAAGUCCUAGAUCUGCUGCCGGAAACGCUUCUCUUGCAAAGAUGAAAUUUCAAGAAGGCUUAAAUAUCAGGAGGAGUUUGGUGAGAAAAACCUCCUAGUUGGAGAAAUUAUGGAAUUUUUAGCGGAUUUACUGUUUUUCCCACUGAGACAUAGUGAAAGCAGGUCAAUUAUUGAUAAGUGACUCUUCAAGUCAUGAUGCAGGCUGUGGGCUAUUUGUACAGAUCACUUGAUUUAAGGGCCACCUACCUGGGAUCUUCUCAUUCAUCGAUCAGUGGGAUCCUGCACCUCCUGAGGGACACUGAGUGGAUCCGGGGUAGGAGAUGUUGGCCUCAAGGCAUGAGCCAACAAUAUUCUGAGGGUCCCAGGAAUGGCGCCUCAUUAUGGGAGGACUUGAUUAAGUUAAACUAUCACAGCGCUCAGAGUUCCGACACGGAAUCCAAGUGGAAGAAUGGGCUCAGCUGUGUGACUUUAAGAAUGCUAUGUUGGGCUUCCCUGGUGGCACAGUGGUCAAGAAUCUGCCUGUCAAUGCAGGGGACACGGGUUUAAGCCCUGGUCUGGGAAGAUCCCACAUGCCACAUCUCACGUGGAGCAACUAAACCCGUGAGCCACAACUACUGAGCCCACGUGCCACAACUACUGAAGCCUGCGCGCCUAGAGCCUGGGAUCUGCAACAAGAGAAGCCACCGCAAUAAGAAGCCUGCGCAAAACAACGAAGAGCAGCCGCUGCUCGCCGCAACUAGAGAAAGCCCCCGCGCAGCAACGAAGGCCCAAUGCGGCCAAAAAUAAAUAAUAAAAUAAAUAAAUAAAUAAAUAUAUAUA
This is a messenger RNA of Lagenorhynchus albirostris (white-beaked dolphin), 3288 nucleotides long. Its product is annotated as putative tetratricopeptide repeat protein 41. Lineage: Eukaryota; Metazoa; Chordata; Mammalia; Artiodactyla; Delphinidae. The transcript is spliced from 8 exons. Gene Ontology annotation, cellular component: Cul4-RING E3 ubiquitin ligase complex. The record is from RefSeq and is a predicted model, not a curated record.